Phytophthora nicotianae INRA-310 is the source of this 1344-nucleotide messenger RNA. RefSeq lists its product as hypothetical. The record is from RefSeq and is a predicted model, not a curated record. Lineage: Eukaryota; Oomycota; Peronosporomycetes; Peronosporales; Peronosporaceae. The coding region runs from base 1 to 1344 and encodes 447 amino acids. The transcript has a single exon.
AUGCUGGCGUCGCUGUCCGAUAUGCUGGCGUGGAAGCCCAGCGGCUCCACGGCCAAGCAUACGAAGCCGCGUCGCGCACCCACCGCUACGUCCGAGAUGGAAGACUCAUGCGACGAUGUAUCUGAGACCGAGAGCGCCGAGUCCAGCCAGUCGGGAGCUCCUUAUCUGCGCCGCCAGCAGUCGUGUCCUUCAGUACAGCGCAAGGGUCGGCUGGACACGCAGCCCGAAAGCGAGAGCGACGCCGAGUCUGCGCCUCGCCCUGCGCUCAAGGCAGUCUACUCGUUCGCACGCGCUGGACUCACCUCGUCCUCCAAACUCUUCCUCGUUAAGCCCCGUCACACGCCUAAGACGCCCUCGGGCUCCACUCCCAGGAAGCCGCACUCUCGCAGCAUCGACGCCGUCUCGGAUCAGGAUCUGACCACCAAAUCGGCAGGUGCACGCGUAGCCACCCCCUUUGGACUCGGUAAGAUCAUGGCGAUCCGAGGCGACGACGGCGUUGCUGCCAUUGAACUGCAGGCGUCCGGACUACUGUUCCUCAAUGCUACAGAACUGGAGAAGACACAGGUCGUCCCGGCGCUUGUAGGUGAGCGCGUGCACACGCCGUCCGGAUCCGGACGCGUGUUGAAGUAUGAUAUCCGUGAGCAGCUGUACACGCUGCGCUUAGGAGCAGGCGGUGGCCUUGGUGAGUAUGAGCUCCAGCUCCGACCGUCCGAUGUCCGAGCGGCAGACAUCAGCAAGAAUGGACAAGGAUCGGUGCAGCGGCGUCCACGGGGAAUGUCGGAGGGCAGUAAUGUGGACUGGGAAUCGAGACGUACGCGCUCCAGACGCUCCAGUGCCAGUCCGCCCCCUGCUGUUGCAGGCUUGACGUUGCUCAAGAACAUUGCUACGACCUCGUACACGUUUGUAGCGAGCAAAUACCACCAGGGACAGCCCGUGAUCACCAAGUUUGGCGCCGGGCAUAUCCUCUCGGUGGACCCGCAGCGCGGAUCGGCACAGAUUCAGCUCGUAUGGGGCGCGGUGGCAUACCUUAACGCCGAUAUGAUUGAUUUCUACCCCAAGGCGCUGGAAGGCACCGACGUGCAGACUAAAUUCGGAUCGGGGAUCGUCAUUGGACUGAGACCAGCCGAUGCUAUCUACACCGUGCGCUUGCAUGACCCGCAACCUGCCGGGAAGUCUGAUGUGGUUUUUGUGCAUGAGUCUGAUCUGCACCGGAGCCGGAGGAUCGUAGUCACGGCUGCGAAUGUUCGUGACAGACUGAAGGCAAUGGCCCAGCGGCGUUUCGGUGAACGCAUUGUGGUGGCUCACCAGAACCACGAUGAGGAGCCCAACUCCGCAGGUAUUUAA